AUGGUUGAAAUCAUCAAAACUGGGUACGUUCUCCUCCUGGGUAUACUGGUGUUGUUGUCCUGCAACUUGGUCAGGUCAAAAUCUUAUGAGUAAGUUCUUUCAGUCUCAUUACCAAAAGCUAGUUAGGUAACAGUUAGAUCAGAUUGCGAAGUAAAAAUAUAUUAGAACUGUUUUAUAAAGCAUACAACGAAAUCUGUUCAGAUUGAUCGGUUUCAAAGUAUCUUGAGAGGGUAGAAAACAGAUGUAACAGAAAACUCAUUAGCGUAUAGAGGGAAUGAAAGUAGUUAAGCCACGAAGAUCGCUCUCAUUUUUAUUUUAUUAAUCAGCAGUACACAUAUAUGAUUUCAAAUAUUCACAGUCAUUAAGUUAUCACUCCACGGGUUUAUGGCGAAUCAACAUAAUGCCUAGCUCCUAGUUAGCUUGUUAUUAUCGGUAUCGCAGACGAAAUGGGUUCAAAUCUUAUACAGGCUUAAACUUUCUUCAGGCCCUAUUUUCAGUACUGGUUAUAUUAGUAGUUUUCAUUGCCACGAAGGUCGCUUUUAUAUCCAUCAGCAAUUGACAAGUGUGAUCUUUAUAUAUUCACAGUCAUAUAAACUAUUGAUUUAAGAAUAAGCAUAUUUUUUCAUUGUAAGCUGUUAGUAUGGUAGUGUUCUAGGGUCAAUGCCCUCCUUUCAUGACUAUUAUCACAAUUUCAUUAAUAUCAUAAUCCACCACUAAAACCGUCUUUGGAUAUGGCAUAUUUAUUCGUUCUCUCCUCCAGAGCAGGCUUUUGAUUAAAUGAUCGUAAUUCCAGGUGCUUUGAGGGAAAUUGUGCCAUGACAGGCUCUUGCCGGUCGGCUCCUGGGGCUGGUUUUAGCCCUUACUGCUGGAUAGCAUCCGACUCGUGGGGGCAUAAGCUAAAGUGUGGGACUAAAAGUGAUUGCAGAGACGCUGCUCUUAAUUGGGGAAAUUGUGUCUUCGCCUCGUGUGCUUUUGAUCGCGGUAGCGGAAGAUCCUGUGACCGGAUGAACAGGGAGAAACGUGGAGAGCUGAAGAAAGAAUGUGGUGGCAAAGGUUUCAGUUUUGACUCUUGGGCCAACAGGUACGAAAAAGCUCGUAAACUGUACGACAAGUUUAGCUCCUGCGUCGGUGGUGUCAUUGAGGAACAAACCAAAAAGGUUAUAAAAUACUGUCACUGCCUCAACUCCUGUGGAAAAGAUCAGACUGAAGAUGGCACCUGUACAGUCCAAGGUUUGGAUAGGAGAUUGGAUAUGGAGUUGGACGUCAAAUCACCCUACACAGCGAUGUAAGGCUCUUUUCAUCUUUUUUAUUAGUAGUUUUACAAAACUGUAUUCUUUAAUUUUCCCUCAGUGGCUGUUCUAUUAUUCUGGUAACGUUUGGGGUUCCGUAAGCAUGAUGUAAAUCAUUGCAUUAGUCACCAAUCCCUAAGAGAUAGGGCCAUAAACAUUUAACUUUUAAUCAUUUAACUCAUCUUUCUUUUUUUUCCUAAAAAAUAAAGAUGCGCCAUAGAUUGUUAACCAGAGGAAAAGGUAUGCUAAAGUGUCUACUGAGUCAGUUAUUAUGGUCUGUCUUCUUUGCUCAGAGGCAUAAGUGGUCUUUGAAAAAGCAGAUAAACAACCAGAAAGAGCAGCUUCUUCAUACUUCUCCUUAAAGUCAAUUAUUUGUUUCCUUUUUGAUUUGCAUGAUUCUCCGCCUAGUUGGUUUGCCCCUGGCUAAUCAUUAGUUUUAAGGUCAAGUAAUUUCUUUCUGAUAGGAUUGGAGUAAGACAAUUUGCCUCAUUAUCUACUAGCAUGAUAGAAAAACAUUCAAACUCGGAACUGCCUAGAUCUGGCCGACACUCAAGGUGGGUCUGCGCGUCUGCUGCGAUCACCAAUCUCUCCCACACGGUUUUCUUUGAAGAAAAAACUAAGUGUUAGGAAAAAGUGCACAAAUAAACGGGAUUUUGUCCUCUUUCUGAUCCUUCUCUGCGUCAUUUAGUUUGCCUUAUAAUCAUCUGAUAUGGUAAUUAUGGGAGCAAAAAGUAGAGGCUACACAAGGGAGAAGCACCAAGGCUAAGUAAUGCAAAUCAAUGUAUGAACAUUUUUUCCACAGCUUGUCUUCUUGCAAAAAGUGAUAAACAGGCAUCCCACUGAAAAAGCUACUAAAACGAUCAGCAUAACUAAAGGAAUGACUUCUUCCAAGUCUACGUCCAGUGGUGGAAGUUCAAGUGCAACUGUGUCAGGGGAAGUCGGAUUUAAAGUAAUGAAACUUUUUGACGUAAAGAUCGGCGCAUCAGGAACAUUGAAGCAUAACUGGAGUUUGUCUACUACUAAGACGGAAUUUCAGAAAGUGACCAGUAAAAUAUCCAUCGGUGUUAAGCCAGAAGACGAAGUAUCAGUGUUUCAGGUUGUUGGCGAAUGUAAAAACAGUGAUGGCACUGUUUACACUGUGAAAACACCCACUUAUGUUAUCAAAGGCAAAGACGGUUCAUCCGAAACCAAGAAGGCAGAUUUCUCUGAGGCCGAAAAUAACUUGUCGUAG
Pocillopora meandrina is the source of this 2520-nucleotide messenger RNA. The record is from the annotation of a GenBank genome assembly. Lineage: Eukaryota; Metazoa; Cnidaria; Anthozoa; Scleractinia; Pocilloporidae.